Molecule: messenger RNA, 1013 nt
Organism: Tigriopus californicus
Lineage: Eukaryota; Metazoa; Arthropoda; Copepoda; Harpacticoida; Harpacticidae
Product: carbohydrate sulfotransferase 11-like
Exons: 1
Coding region: 1-996 (331 amino acids)
Biological process (GO): carbohydrate biosynthetic process
Cellular component (GO): membrane
Molecular function (GO): sulfotransferase activity
Source: RefSeq, a predicted model, not a curated record
AUGGGGUUUAGAAUCAAAAUAUUAAGAUCUUUGUGUUGGUUUGUCAGUUAUAUUAGUUUAGUCUUGAUCUUGCAAGUGUAUGUGCUCUUCAAUGUGCCCGAAUUAUUGCACCAGGAUCAGGCCUUCAACAUGUGCAACCAAAGGCACGAAAGUCUCGUGGCUCGCAUGAACGUAAUCGCUGAUCGCCAACACGUGUUUGAAGCUCGAAGGCAAAAGCUUCGGGAAGUGUGUUCCAAGUUCGGCCUGAUCCCAAUCAAUUCCACUGGGAUCGCUUCCACGACCAAGUUGUUUUGGAACCCGAAUCAAAACUUUGCCUUUUGUCCCACUGGAAAAAGUGGAUCCAUCUCGUGGAGUAAGUUCCUAUGGGAAAUGUCUGGAAUGCCAUUUCAUGAUCAAGACAUGACCCACGAGGAGGCCAGGUUCCUCAAGGAUGAAAUGAGGUACACGUUCACGUUUCCAACUCAUUUGAGUGCUUCAAUACAACACGAGAUCCUGAAUGCGGCCUUCACCUUCACGUUUGUUUCGCACCCGUUUGUGCGAUUGGUGGGAUAUUACGAUGUUUUGGUGGGAAAUGUGGAUCGGGCUGAGACCUUGGAUUGGUUCCCGGACUCUCAUGGGAAGACAACGGGGCCAUUGACCGAGGGCAAUAAGCCGACUUUCUCCAAUUUUGUUGACUACUUCAUAGCAAAUUUGAAAUUUGAUCCCAAGGCCUCUACAACGCUGAGGAAAUGUGAGAUGUGCGCUCUCAAUUAUGACGUGAUCGCCAAAAUGGACACCUACAAUGAGGACAGGAACUUCAUCUUGGCCCAAACUAAUCUGGAUCGAGUCUUGCACGUGAAACAGGUGCCUCAAACGGAGGAUUCGGCUUAUCAAGUUGCGUUAGAGUUCUUUGCGAAACUUUCGCGGGAACAGAUUCUUAAGCUAGUGGACAUCUAUCAGAUGGAUUUUGAAGCCUUCUCCUACAAUUUUGAUGAAUUUCUAUCCAAGGCUCAAUAGAUCAUUGGAAAUCUUAA